AUGACUCCUAGACGCGACUUGGAACCCAACAUGUUUGCCCUUUCGAGACAGACUUCGCGUGCAAGUGGGCGGAAGAGCUACAAGAUUUGGGUCGACACGUGGUACUGGGAGAUUCUCUGCCUCUUGUUUAGCAUCGGGCUGCUCGUCGCCAUGGCCGUGCUCCUGAGGGUCUACGACCAGCAGCCUACUCCAUAUUUCCAGUACGGCAUAACUCUCAAUACCGUCAUUGCAGUCUUGACCGCCUUCUCCAAAGCGGCCUUGGCCGUGCCCACGGCCUCGGGCAUCAGCCAGCUGAAAUGGCAGUGGUACCGGAAUGAACGGGCCCUCGGUGGGCGAUGCGUUCGCGAUAUACAGAUCUUUGAUGAUGCCAGCAGAGGGCCAUGGGGUGCCUUGGUGCUGCUCUGCAAGCUCCAUGUCCGGACGACGGCGUCCCUCGGUGCGCUCGUCGUUGUCCUCGCUCUCGUCCUGGACCCCUUCGCGCAGCAAUUGAUCACGUACUCGACGCGAUUAUACCAAGAUCUCGACGCCCCAGAACCCAGCAUAGACCUUGCUAGAUUCAUCAUUGCAGGCACCAAUUUGGAUAGUGUCAUCUACUCAUCCAUCUGGAGCGAGGUCGAUGCACCGUCUAUAUACAAGGCGUCGGAAUGCGAGAGCGACUUGUGUCUAUGGGACAAUUUUGACACACUGGGGUUCCGUCCACUUUGCAAAGACCGCACGGAAGAGGUGGUCCUCGAGGGCUGCGACCUGCGCUGUGGUAACAGCCAGGAAUUCCAUACAAGCAAUUGCAGUAUUUACUUUCCGGGAGACGAUAGUAACGUCAAAUGGAACUUUAGCGUCGUCCAAGAUGCACCAGACUGGGUCGGCAGCAUAUCUGGCGAUGAUACCGAGAAUAGGACUAUUCUGGAAUACCCGCGACAUGCGAUUUGGACACUCUGGUCUGGACAAGCCGAGGGCGAGGCCUCCGACUGGGGCACUCUCUUCAAUGUAUCCCCAGAUCGAAAUCUCAGUGGGCGGAACGAGAUUAUGAUCAUGGCGUACGCCGAGAUCGACUUUGAUCCCGCCAAGAGACCCGAUGGGCUCUCAAUCAAGCGAGCUCAGGUGUGCGCGCUGACGCCGAGCGUCGAGACUCUCUCGGUGGAAUCACACCGGGGUCGCCUCGAUGUUCAUGUCCCAAAGUACACGCUUGGUGCAUUCCACGAAGGAGGCGAGCCUGGUGACGACCUAGUAUACUGGAGCCCAGAUGGCUCGCAAGACAAUAUAUUGACUUACACGGACAUUCGCGAGGCUGCAUUUUUCUUGGACUCGGAUACGCUCACCUUGCUGUGCACGCGCGUACGAGAUGCGCUGGUGGGCAACUAUUCGGUGCCACAGCUCGUUGACGUGAACAGAGUGUGUGCAGCAGCCAGACCCCCGGCCGAUGACGGCCGCAACCUGGCCAUUGAGGUGGACUUUGCAAAGUCGUCAUCAAACCAGAACCUCGACAAGAUUGCCGACAAGGUGGGAGGCUUGGAGUGGGCAAUGCAGCGCGUGUCCGAGUUCCUGACUCACUACUCCCGCACCCAGCCAGACGAAGCGGUCCCGGUCUCGGGCCGGGCCUAUUCGUCGCGAAAUUCCGUCGAGGUCUGGUGGCCCUGGCUGACGCUGCCCGUGGCGGUCGCCGCGGCCGGGACCGUGUUCCUGGCGCUGGUCAUUUAUUCCUCUCGCGGCGCAGACGAGAUGCUGUGGAAGAGCUCCACUCUGCCUCUUCUCUACCACGGGAUCGACCAUCGCGAUUUGAUGGCCAAUGUCAAGAGCUCUAAUGUCCGCGCUGACCUGACGAGUAGUAUGGACGAGCUGAGCAAGCGGGCCAAGAUGCGACUACGGCGGAGUUCGAUCGACGGUGAAUUACGAUUCCAUCAUUCCUAG
Molecule: messenger RNA, 1905 nt
Organism: Pestalotiopsis fici W106-1
Lineage: Eukaryota; Fungi; Ascomycota; Sordariomycetes; Amphisphaeriales; Sporocadaceae
Exons: 1
Coding region: 1-1905 (634 amino acids)
Source: RefSeq, a predicted model, not a curated record